UAAAGAGCGCAGAGCGGAGAGUCCUCUCCAAGUGUGCGUCCUCUCGCCGCCGGGAUUACUGUUUCCUCUCCGUCCGGACAGAGCUGCUCUCUCAAUGAAGCUUGGUUCUUCUUCGUGAUUUCUUCGCCAUGAGCUGCCUGGAUGUGAUGUACCAAGUGUUUGGUCCUCAGCCUUAUUUCAGCUCCUACAGCCCCUAUCACCACCAGAAGCUGGCCUUGUAUUCCAAAAUGCAAGACCCCCAGGAGAGCGGCAGCCGGCUCGGCCCCCCGGGGCCCCCGUCCAUCAAAGAGGAGGACAAGGAGCUGCCGCCGGGUGCCGAGUACCUGAGCUCCCGCUGCGUCCUCUUCACCUACUUCCAGGGCGACAUCAGCACGGUGGUGGACGAACAUUUCAGCCGAGCCCUGAGCCAGACGACAGCAUACCCCUCCUCGAGCAGCCACAAGGCCGUAAGAGACGGAUCAUUUCCUAUGAGCCAGAGAAGUUUCCCUCCGUCCUUCUGGAACAGCUCCUACCAGCCGUCGGUCUCCUCCACGCUGGGCAGCGCUCUGUCUGCUCCCCACACAGAGCUCUCCUUCUCAGGGGACCCUUACUCCUCCGCCUCCCUGCACAGCCACCUCCACCAGCCCAGCCCCGACGCCUGGCACCCGUCCCACCACCACCACCAUCACCACCACCACCCUUACUCAUUAGGCAGCGCUAUUAGCACCCAGAGCUCCGCCUACCCACGUCCUGGCGUUCACGAGAUGUACGGCUCGGCGUUUGACCCGCGGUACGGCUCGCUGCUGGUCCCGUCGGUGAGGUCGCACCAUCGGCUGACGUCCGGCAGCUCGGUGCCGGGGCCCAGCGCUUCGCCCUGCGACCUCGGGGGGAAGGGAGAGUCUGGGACGGGGUCGGCCUGGAGCGGCGCCUUCACCGGAGCUGGAGCAGAGAUUGGACUCAACAUGGACGCAGGUCUGCAGGCACAGGAUAAGAGCAAGGAUUUGUAUUGGUUUUAAAGACCGCUGAGACUCUCCCCCCUCCCCUCCUUCUCUCCUCCUUCAGCUGUAGCCUCUUUCCUCCACUCCUGUUGUACUCUGUUGCUCUGCUGCUGUUAUGGGAUGACUGACAGAGAAACUGAGUGGCAAAAAAAUCGGUGAGACAGCAGUUUUUAGUUGUUGUUUUUUUUUUUUCUGUAAUGGCUUCUGGUCUACUUACAGCUCUGUGUUACGGCGGACUGUGCAGCAGCAGCGCAGCCCUGCUGAGCUGAACGCCGACAGUGUGGAUACAAAGCGAGUGUGGAAACAAAAGUGGACUCGCAGAGAAGAGAGAGAGAGAGAGAAUCUGAUCCUGAUGGAUCUGGACAAAGACAAGACUCUUUGUGCUUCUGUAACAGGCAGGGACAACAUUCCUAAACCGGAAAAAGUCUGGGGACAGACGGACAGAGACACAUGUGUUGCCGGACUCCAAAGACAUGCGCUUGAAGGACUUGGCAGGACUUGCCUCAGUUGGGCAACUGGACUCAGACACUGGGAGUGUGUUAUGGCUGGAGGGAAGGCGCUGUGGCUGUUCAGGAGGCCGCACAGCAAGAAUUUGGCAGAAGACGAAGGCACGAGGAGUCCAGACACUUUGUUUUACAAGGAGUAAUGUUCCAACUGGACAACACGGCACAGCACAAAUUAAAUGAACAGCUUUGGAUGGAUCUGAACUCAUAUCAAUACAUAUUUAAGCCAUGAUUCCAACUACAAACCUUAUCUGUGCCCUUAUUGUAUCCCACAUACUGAUUCUAUGGAGGAAUCGAGACUGGUUUCACGUGGGACGUUACAUGUCACGACAUAAAGCAUGCUCAUACUAAAUCCUCUUUCUGAGUGUUUCUGCCGGUGUCAUUGAUGUAAACCAUGGUCCUACAGAGCACUGCACAAAGCACAAUUUGGAUGGUGGCCACGCACUAGAACAAAGAAAAACACAUCUUCAGAAAACAUCUUAUUUUCUCUCUUUGAAGUCAUAUUUUGACGGAUAUAUUUCUGGUAUGAAACAGAAAAGCACAUUCACUUCCUGUAUUGUAUUACAAAUAAUAUAUAGCACACACUGUGUACUAUUAAGCAGUACAGGAUAGGAACACAGUUUGCAUUUGGGUGCUGCAUUCACAUCUCAGUACGCAUGGAUUUGGUGAUUUAAAGAGCUAAACUGCAUUUCAUAAAUGAAUUAAAGCUUUGAAACCCUCGGUUACUGAUUAACUGAUCUAUACCGAUUAUACUAUACAAGUGACUGCUUUUCUUGUGAUAGACAAAGUUUUCCCAGCCUCUCAAAGGGAGAGUAUGCGAUUCUAAUCUGGUAAUUGUGGAAUUAGGAAAUAUCUCUCCCCUGUCCGCUAGCUGUCUGUUCGGUUUGUGGCAUUUGUACACAGACCUGACUCAGACAUCAGAUGAUCCUCUAAACACUAUUCUGUCGUGUCCUGUGCAGGUUUAUGCUCGUACUACUGGUAAAAGGAGGGGGAGGGGAGCAGGAGGGAGAUUUGGCAGAGAGAGCAAGAGGGAUGGUAAAUCUGCCACAUGGUCACUAUCUCAAUAUGCUAGCUUGGGAUAAUGAGGAAUCGUUAAUCGAUUAAAUCUCAGUUAUUAAUUGCCCUUCGAUGUGCAGUUCCAUGUUUACAAUCAGAGAACACUGUGAGGGGUUCACCAGCAACAGGCACCAUGACAAACACUUCUGUGGUGGUUUAUAGAGUCCAGCCAGAACUUAAAGGGCUGGAGUCCACUAGAGCAGCAGUUCUGCAGCUGAGUGGAGAAUGAAACAAAUCAGCUUUAGUGAGGAAUGCGAUCUAUUCGACUAUCAGUUACGAAGAUUGGUUUAAAUCUGCAUGCCUAAUGCUAACUAACUACAGAUCAACAAUCGUCCCCCAGAAACACCAACUUUAUGCUGUUCAUUUAAAAAAGAGAUUAAUCACUAAUGAUCAGAAUGGACGUCAUCAGCUCUGAUUUAAACAAUAUGUGAUGCAGACCUUUUCAUUUCUCUGCCACAUUCUCAUUAAUGACGCAUAUAUUUUUGAUGUAUAAAUCACCAAAUCAAUGCUUGCUGCAAAAAUAUUGACAACUGCUUCAAUCUAUAAUUAACUAUAUUCAACAAAGAUAACUGAUGUUACAGACAAAGCUCCAUAAAGUUCCAAUAGUCAUACAUUAGAUAAGGCAUGUGGCUGGAAAACUGAUGUAGGAGGUUGAAAGCAUUUUUUGUGACUGCAUAGAAUAUUUUCUGUCAAACUGUCUGAUGGGCCAAUAACCAGAACCUCUCAUCUCCUGCUGAUGCACUAAAGGCUGAAUAUUCCUACAACAGCAGCACCAUGAGCACACCUCUACACUUCACUGCAGAGUGGACCCAACUCUUUGCUUUGGACAUUUCAUGAAACAGUAUUUUUGUGGUGAAAGCAGAGAUUUCAAAAACAUCUCCAUGACUGUGUCAACCGAAGAAAUGUAAACUUCACACCAGGGGCUGCUGAAAGAGAGAGAGAGAGAGAGAGGAGGGGUCUCUCUGAUGAAUGAGGAGAACGACGGCUAUUUGAAGCCACUUGACUUUUUCUCUCUGUGCUCUCAUGCAGCUGUCAACGACAACUGCUCUUCAGCUCGCUGAACACACACAUGCACACACACCGUCCCACUGUGCAGUGCUCGAGCCAGGCCUAUGAACUUAAUAAAGGGAGCAUUUAGUGUGAGCUGAGUCCUGCCCUACUGGGACAACUGGUGCGAUGUAAGCGGAGGGAGCAGAGGACACACACAACUGUCAAAAAGUCAUUUCUGAGUGUGGAUGCAUGUGCAGGCAUGUGUGUGUUUCUAUACUUACAAGGACCACAUUUUUCAAUCAGCACGAAAAAUGAAAAAAAUUCAGGUAUUGUUUUAUUGUUCUCACAUUUUCACUAAAUCAAAGAUUAGAAGCUUAACGAUUAGAGUUAGAAGAUAUUGCCGGCAUUAUUUUAGAUUCUUAUUUUUGUCAACAAACUCUUGCUGGGAAUAUAUAGUCUGUAUGGCAUCAGUCUAAUAUACUAGCUUCUGUCAUUCUGUGGUCCAAAUCAUAUGAAAGAGACAAAUUCCUUCCAAAUUCCAAAUUCCCUGUCAGAGAAGUUUAGUUUUUCUAUCACAGAUGGACCCACAUGUCGAUCAAGGCUCAGUGCCAGGUCACACCAGAAACACGGAACAGGAAAAUUCUUUUGUUGCCUCAAAGACCUCAAUAACCUCGUCAGAGGUUAAAGAUAGCAAAAAAAAAAAGUGCAUAUCAGAGUUAACCAAAAUGAAAUUCUGCACAAAAGCAUCAAAGAAAUUUCACCAAAUCAAACUUAUUAAACAAACAUAUUUGAUUUCAGGCUAAAAUUUCACAGUUAAAAUACUAGUGUGACUGCAUCCUUGCACUGAGUUUAAUAAACUUUAACCCAACACCAACAACCACUAGUUCACUUCUUCACGCCGUUUGACACCACCAACCCAACCUCCUCCUUAUAGCUCAUUUACAAUAAAUAAGAUCUAUUACUUGUGUCUCUUCAUUAAAGAGGAUAUUGUUGAAAUUAGGAACAACUUUCUUCAACUCUAACAGUGCAACUACUUUCUACAAUCUAUCAGUGUCUUCAUAUCACUGUAAAGCAACAGAGUGGCUCUCUUAUGUGGUUUUGGGGUGACUUUAGUCGAACAAUAUGACACUGUGGCUGCACACAAUGUUUAAAUAAAUCACUCAUUGGUUUGGGUCUUUUUGAGAACACACAAAAAAUGUUGUCAAAAUCAAAACAGCUCUUCUCCGUUACUUCGUGCUCUUCUCACCAAAAGUUUGUGGCCACCUUUCCUUCAUCAGAGUGUAGGUAAGUGGUCUCACGUUGGGUAACUUUGCCAACAGUGACAAAAUAAUGAAGCGCUUAAGAAGCUAGGGUCUGAUUAAAUGGACAUAAAUGAACUCGUUGCAAGUGUAGCAAUCUGUUAUCAUGUACUGUGUGUGUACGCGUGUCUGAACAGACUCUCUCCAUGACAAACUGUGAUCGUAUCUACUCUGUCCUUUCUUUCUUCCAGGUACAUACUGUAAAUCAACAGCCACAGCAUGCAGCAGUGUUCUAUGUGAAUAUAUUAAUAUAUUGCCUAAAGUAUUGUUUCUGUUGAUCUCGCUCCAGUGUAAAGUCUUUGUAUGUAUUUGCUGUUCGCCUGUAACUAUAAACUAACGGCACUAUCGAGCUCAAAGAAGUCUUGGCUCUCUUCUCAGUGGCUGCUGCUGUGUCAUUUUCUGGAAGCGAUGUCUGAAAAUCUAUGAAAUGCCAAAAAGGUUUCAAUAUAGUUUACUACUGAGUAAAUAAAGCACUGUUUGAUGUUAGAAA
Messenger RNA from Stegastes partitus (bicolor damselfish), 5314 nucleotides. RefSeq names its product vestigial-like family member 2a (gene vgll2a). Gene Ontology annotation, cellular component: nucleus. The transcript has 4 exons. Gene Ontology annotation, biological process: regulation of DNA-templated transcription. Bases 129 to 995 code for a protein of 288 amino acids. NCBI's taxonomy places the organism in Eukaryota, Metazoa, Chordata, Actinopteri, Pomacentridae. The record is from RefSeq and is a predicted model, not a curated record.